AUGUGGAGAGCUGACAGCUUAGGCACCUCAUCUAUCGUCUCCACCUCGUAUCCGUUCCUUCCGCACCUGCAUCUCCUCUCGUCAAUAGUCGAAACGGUGGUCCAGCUGAGAGAGCUCGGACAUCGAGUGGUGCUUUGUAGCUCUGGCGCUAUCGGUGUUGGUUUGAGGCGGAUGGGGUUGAAAGAGAGGGGUAAGGGGUUAUCGCAGAAGCAGGCUCUGGCUGCUGUCGGUCAAGGCCGCCUCAUAGCCUUAUGGGACAACCUGUUCUCCCAGCUGGACCAGCCCAUUGCCCAGAUCCUGCUCACUCGGACGGACAUCGCAGACCGAACACGAUACCUCAAUGCUCAAAACACGUUUUCAGAAUUGCUGAAUAUGGGCGUAGUCCCUAUUGUCAACGAAAACGAUACAGUAUCCGUAUCUGAAAUCAAAUUCGGCGAUAACGACACCCUAUCUGCCAUUUCUUCCGCUAUCGUCCACGCAGACUACUUGUUCCUGCUCACCGAUGUGGAGUGUCUCUACACCGACAACCCUCGGAACAACCCAGACGCCAAGCCCGUUUACGUCGUGCGGGAUAUAGAAAAGGUCAAGCAAAGCGUAUCCACCUCCACAUUAGGCACCUCCCUCGGUACCGGCGGUAUGUCCACCAAACUCAUUGCCGCCGAUCUCGCAACAGCCGCAGGCGUCACGACAGUCAUCAUGCACUCAGAGCACGUCCGGGAUGUGUUUGCGGUGAUCAAGGAUGGGCCGGGGCCUGCUAGGGACUAUGAUGGGGUCAUACCGGGGGAAGUGGAGGGUGGGGAGGUGGGGGUCAGGUGUACGAGGUUUUUGAGGAGGGAGGUGGCAUUGAAAGACCGGAAAUGGUGGAUCGCGCACGGACUUCACGCUUCUGGCUCAGUCGUGAUCGACGAAGGAGCGUACCGAGCCAUCCGGAAACGAGAAUCAGGCCAUCGGGUCCUUCCAGCCGGUGUCGUCCGUAUCGAGGGCGUCUUUGCUUCUUCGCAAGCCGUCAGACUGCUCGUCCGUCGUCGACGCCGCACGGCCGAUCUAUCCCAGUCACACCAGUCCGGGCGGUCCAGUAUCGACGACAAUUCUUCACGUCCGCCUCGACGCUCAGGCUCGAAACGCGGUUCCUCCUCCGCUCUGGCGAACGAGCUGGGACACUCUGACGUGGAUACCGAGACGGAGGGAGAGGGCCGGGGAGUUCAGCGAGGGAGAGGGAGUGAGCCUGAAACUCCGACGAUACUGCCUGCAGCGAGCAUGUCGAGCUCGAUCGCGUCGCUGGAUCCGCUCAAUCGGGCGGGAUCGGCUAGUCCUGCGCUACCCAGCGGGGCCAGCGGGGGAAUGGGGAUGGGGAUGUCGACGAUGAAGGAGGAAGGGGAAGGACAGGAGGACGGGCGGGAUGAUGGGCAAGGGGAAUGGGAAGAGGUGGAUGUGGGCAAGGGGCUGGCGCUGUAUAAUUCGAUGGAGAUGGAGAGGAUCAAGGGGAUGAAGAGUUCUCAUAUCGGGCAGAUAUUGGGGUACUGCGAGAGCGAGCACGUGGUCGACUCCAUCACGUUUUGGUAG
Molecule: messenger RNA, 1563 nt
Organism: Dioszegia hungarica
Lineage: Eukaryota; Fungi; Basidiomycota; Tremellomycetes; Tremellales; Bulleribasidiaceae
Product: putative glutamate 5-kinase
Exons: 10
Coding region: 1-1563 (520 amino acids)
Cellular component (GO): cytosol; cytoplasm
Molecular function (GO): RNA binding; glutamate 5-kinase activity; ATP binding
Source: RefSeq, a predicted model, not a curated record